UAUUUUAUUCUCUUCUCAACAAAAAACAGAUGAAAGGAAACUGGAUGUUGCACAGUUUUCAAAAACGGAGAUCGUCUUGGCAUCUAAAGUUCUUACUGAUAAUGAACAUGAAGCAUGCAUACCACGGGAGAAAAAUCCAACACUCCCUGGUAGAAAACAAGAUGAAUCAGCUUCAUUUAAGGAUAAAAAGAGGAAAAGUAAGAUGAAGGGGUACAUUUCUUCUACUCUUUGGCCUAUUGAAAAAGUGGAGGCAACUGCUGAAAACGAUUUGUGGGUUCUGAUAGGUGAUAAUGCGUGUGUUACAAGCAAGGUUUCAGGUUCAGAAUCUGCAUCUGAAGUUGAAAAGAACUUUCAACACAAUAAGGAGAUAAAACCGGAGGAGAUAUCUGGUGAUGAACAUUCUCCGACUAACAGCAGAAUACUUAGAUAUAGAAGAAAAGGGAAGGAAAAAGCUUCAUCUGAUGGAGAUGUUAAAGGAAUGAUGUCCCAAGAAGAGGAUGACAGCCAUGAAAGUGCUGAAAGUUGUAAUUGUGCUGGAUUAUUCUGUGCAGGCAAAAAACGAGGGGGCUUUGAGCAACAGUUGAUUGUGGGGAGCAAACGACUGAAAAAGCAAAUGGGUGAAAGCCCUUGUUCCUCGUUACUUGUAAAAGAAGACAGCAUGAACUGGAUAUCAAAUAUGAUGAAAGGAUUUAUGAAAUCGAAAGAUGAGGCACCAUCUUUGACGCUUACUGUUGCAAAUCCUAACCAGUCACAUGAGAUUCCUGUCAGGAAUCUUGAUGCAACUGAUAAGAGCCAAGAUCCUGGGUGCAGAUAUAUUGGGUUUCAAUCUUUUUUCCACUCGAUGUAUUCACCAAAAACUAUGGUCCAAGAAACAAUACAAAAUGAAAACAAUCGAACUGGAGUUGAGCAAACUGACAAGAUUUGUGACAGUGAUGCUACUCCAAUCGCCUGCCAUGCAGAAAUUUUUAACUUACAUAAAGUAUCUCUGCUAUCAAAUGAAAGAUUAGAAGAACCAAUUUCUAGUGGUAGAGCAGGUUCACCAGCCCAGCUGAAGAUUUCAUCGGUGAAUUUUUCUACCGGUAAGAGCACUGAGGGAAAUUCUUCAGAGAAUGAGAAUCCGUGCAACUUGGCAGUGAACGUGGAGAAAGAUAGAGCAAGCUCUAGUUCUUUAUUGGGUAAACGAAGGGCGAUGAAUUCUGAAAACAUCAAUUCUGACUCACCAUCUGAGGGAAAGACGGUUCAUAACAUUAGUUCCAAAAGCAACCUUCUAGGGAGCUUGUGGAUAACUCGGUUUACUCCGAAGCCUUCUAGCUCCUUGCUGAACUAUGAUAACAGUGGUGUCGUUGAGUGCUCAAGUGACUGCGUGAAGAUUACUCCCUGAUCCAAUGUGAAUGUUUCUAGCAACCUCAAGAUUGUGGAGGCUAAGCGGCAAUGUGUCGAAGAGACACUAAUCGGUUCUGGUAAAGAAUUACCUUCUGAUACUCAAAUUAAGGCAUCCAUUAGGUUCAAGGAAAUUAUAGUUCAAAAUGACCAGAAAUCCAAACGUAAUGUGAUCCCUAUUUUACCCUCUUCUAAAAUAAAAGAUUCAGAAGUGAUGGCUUCUCUUUUUGCUAGAAGAUUAGAUGCCCUCAAACACAACAUGCCUUAUGGUGUAUCGGACAAUACAACUUCAACUAUCAUCUGUUUCUUUUGUGGAAGAAAAGGCCAUCAUUUUCAAUUUUUUCCGGAGAUAACAGAUAAUGAGAUUGAAGAUCUUCUGAGGAAUAUGAAGUCUUCUAAUAAAUUGGAAGAAGUAACUCGUGUGUGCAUUAGAUGCUUUGGGCUUGAUCAUUAGGCUGUUGUGUGUCCUACCACGUCGAGAUGUCAACACCAAUCAGUCUGUAUAGCUUCUUUGGCUAAUCUCAGUGGACUGCAUUGUUAUGCAGGAUUUGAAGAGAAUAAGAACCUUGUAGAAUACAGUCAAGAAGCUAUUGAUCCAACAACAAUUCAGGGUGGGAUCGAUAAUGGGUAAGGCCCCGAUACUAGUUAUGGGGUUAAUGCGGACAAAAUGAGAUCAAACACAAAUGAGAAUAAGAAACAUGUAUAUUCUAGUUUGAAGGAAAAUGAGUAAAAAGAAAACCAGAUGACAUCUUGGGGUAAUACGAUCAAUCAGCAGGUUUCAGAUAGGACAAAGACAAUCUUCGAUGCUGUUAGGUUGCUUCGUUUGUCACGAACAGACAUCCUGAAGUGGAUGAAUUCACAAAUACCACUCUCGCAUCUUGAAGGGUUUUUCCUGCGUUUGCGGCUUGGGAAAUGAGAGGAAGGAUUAGGAGGAACUGGAUAUUAUGUUGCCUGUUUAACUGGCAUGACAUUGAGCAGAUUGUGGUAUUUCAUGCUUGUUUGGUUGUUUAUUCUUUUAAUACUAAGAUUAUUUUCAGAUUGUUAUUUAAGUUUCUGUCUCAUUUGGACGCACUUAUUUAUGCAUAAAUCAUGCAAAGACAUUUUCCCUGUUUUCUCUUUGUUUAUUUUUUGCAUAUUAAUUUCCUUCUAAAUACACAGGGUCACACGCACAAGGGACAGGGCAAAAGACCAAUAAUUCUGUUUCCGUUAAUAUAGGGGGAUGAAAUGCUUUGUCGAAAGCCAAUACAUCUCCAACCACAGUUUUCUUGAGGAUGAGCUUAUGUCAUGGUUGCAUUCAACUGCAAGAAGUGGUGGCAAGAUCCCAUCUGAGGAACAACUGGCAAUGACAGUUGAAGAAAGAAGAAUGAAAGGCUUUUAGGCACCAUAUGUUUUUUCCCCUGUUUCAGCAAUUGAUUUGUACCAUACUUAUGAGGUGCUGUAU
This is a messenger RNA of Hibiscus syriacus, 2821 nucleotides long. RefSeq lists its product as uncharacterized. Lineage: Eukaryota; Viridiplantae; Streptophyta; Magnoliopsida; Malvales; Malvaceae. The coding region runs from base 203 to 1381 and encodes 392 amino acids. The transcript is spliced from 3 exons. The record is from RefSeq and is a predicted model, not a curated record.